Messenger RNA from Dermatophagoides farinae (American house dust mite), 3095 nucleotides. RefSeq names its product peptidase hillarin (gene Hil). Lineage: Eukaryota; Metazoa; Arthropoda; Arachnida; Sarcoptiformes; Pyroglyphidae. The record is from RefSeq and is a predicted model, not a curated record.
AUCAUCAUAUUCAUUGCCUUUCUAAUCAAUAAUGUGAAAAAAAAAUUCAUCAAUCUUAAACGAUAAAAAAAACAUUCUGCAUACAAUUUCCUUACCAUCGAAUCCUCAAAUCGAUUUACGAAAUGUCGGCAGCGAUACGAUCAACAUCGGCACGUCGUUUUGCGCCAACCACCUAUGAGAAUAUUUGCAAUCGUUGUGGUCAUCUUGUUUAUUCGGCUGAAAAGAUUGGCCCAUUAAAAGAUUUUACAUUCUAUCAUCAUGGAUGUUUUAAAUGUGUUGCAUGUGGAUCAAAAUUAACAUUGAAAACUUAUUACAACAAUCAACAAGAUCAAGAUGAUAAAGAGGUUUAUUGCCAAAGUCAUGUGCCGAAAACGGGCCCUGGCCAUUUAGAUGGCCAAUCUGUCGGCAUUAAAGCGGCAUUGAAUGUACCGAAAAAGAAUCACCUGAUCAAUGAACAGAUACGUGUAUCCGGUUCGAAACCAGCAUUAAGCACGGAUGCUCUGACAAUCAAACAAGCUAUGGGAAAUCAUUCAGAUCAAUCAACAUCGGGCAAACCACAUUACUAUCCUGCCGGACAUUUUGAUGCAUCAGCUUUGCAUAUACAACAUGCUGUCAAUCAAACAAAAUUGAAUCGAUCCACCAACGGUUUACGUCAUAGUGUUCGUCCGGGCAUCGAAAGUCGUAUAAAUGAUUUUCUUGAUUCAGAAACGCAAAGAAAAUUAGAAAUGCUUCAUCGUGAUGAAGAAGAUGCAUUAUAUAGGCAAUUCUCGAAAAAAAGAGCUGAAGAAGUAUCGUAUAUAAAUACCGAAAUCAAAGAAGAAUGGGAAAAAGAACUGGAAAAAUUGACAUCAAAAUUUAUUUGCGAAAUGAAUAGCCGUAAAAAGAGAAUAUCUACUGAUGAAGAAAAAGCAUUGACCAUUAGACAUCAAAAAGAGAAAGAUGAUCUGGAAAAAAAUAUGACAAUCAAAUUUGAUAAGAAAAAAGAAUCAUUAGCGAAAAAAUUAUUAGAACAAGAGCGACAUGCAACGGCCGAAUUAGUGGAAAAACAAAGUAAAGAAAUGAUGAAUCUGAUAACGGCCAAAUUGCAAGAGUUUUCCGUAAAUAAAUCCUCUUCAAAUGAAAAUGGUUUGAAAAAUAAAGAUAGUCGAAACCGUAAUCGGUCAAAUGAACCAAUCGAAUUGCCGAAUGAAGAGAAGCCCUCAUCGAUUGCAUCGGCCAUUACAAUGGAUCAUUCAUAUCCAUCACAGCCACCAGCACCAAGCAUAACAUCGAUUUCCAAAUUGGACAUUUAUAAUGAUCCUAGUGUUUUUGCUGAAUUAGAUCAAGUGGCCAUCAAUGUGGCACGCGAAGAUCAGAAAACAUUUACCGAUUUGGUCAGACAAUUGACAGCAAAUUGUGUGACCGAUGUGGAAAAAUCUCGUGCAAUAUUUCGAUGGAUAACUGUCAAAAAUUUGAAUACAAUUAAAUUUGAUGACAAUGUUUCGGCCGAUACACCAAUGGGAAUAUUACGUGGUAUUAAACAUGGUACUGAAAGUUACCAUGUCCUAUUUAAACGUCUAUGCAGUUAUGUUGGCCUUCAUUGUGUGGUCAUUAAGGGAUAUUCGAAAAGUGCCGGCUAUCAACCGGGUGUACAUUUUGAAGAUAGUCGUUUUCGUAAUUCAUGGAAUGCUGUAUAUGUGGCCGGAAGUUGGCGUUUCGUCCAAUGUAAUUGGGGUGCAAGACAUCUGGUCAAUGCUAAAGAAGUGGGCAACCGAUCAAGCUCAUCAUCAUCCGCAUCAUCAUCAACAUCAUUAUCAUCAUCAUCAUCAUCGAUGGCCAAUCAUCAUCAAUUGUCAUCGAACAAUAGUGCAAAAUGUACAACCGAUAGUCUACGUUAUGAAUAUGAUGAUCAUUAUUUUCUUACUGAUCCUAAAGAAUUUAUUUACGAAUUUUUUCCCUUACAACCGGAAUGGCAACUAUUACGAUGUCCGAUUAGUUUACGUGAAUUUGAAGAGCUACCAUUUGUGCGAUCACUAUUCUUUCGAUAUGGUCUUUAUUUUGUGGACGAAGAUAUACAGGCCAUAUUGAGAACAGACAGUUCCGGUGCUGUUACCGUUCGAAUAGGAAUGCCAAGCUAUAUGACACCUAGCCUUAUAUUUCAUUAUAAUCUCAAAUUGAUUGAAAAUUAUGCCACUGGCAUACGCAAUGAUAAUGGUACCGAUACAUAUGAUGGUGUAGUAUUGAAACGAUUCGUCAUGCAAACGGUAAGCAGCAAUAUUGUCUCAUUUCGUGUCCAUUUACCCGGUUCCGGUUCAUAUAUCAUGGAUAUAUUUGCCAAUUCAACAACGCCAAAAGAAUAUGUUACCGGUGAACCGAUGAAAUUCAAAAGUGUUUGUAAAUUCAAAAUUCUAUGCCACGAACUGCAUACAGUGAUGAUUCCGUUACCAGAUUGUGCUAGUGGUGAAUGGGGCCCAUUGAAAGCCACACGUUUGUUCGAUCUGGUCCCAUUGACACAUGAAGAAGCGUUGAUUUUUUCGCCACGUGAUCUUGAAAUUCAAUUCCGUAUGUCACGACCAUUGACUGAUUUUAUGUCAUCAUUACAUAGAAAUGGUUCAGAUGAACGUAAACUAGCUCGUUUCGUAACCGUAUUGAUCGAUGAUAAUGAUGAUCUAGUUUCAUUUCGAAUCACUUUUCCUGAUGAAGGCCAAUAUGGUCUAGAUAUUUAUACACGUGAACAACAUUCGAAUGAAAUGUACAACAUUGAUAAGCAAUUGCUAACACAUUGCUGCAAAUACCUCAUUAAUGUAUCGUUUGCAAACAUGACUAAAGUCAAAUAAUUUUUCUGAUGAUUAACUGUUCUAGUGAUCACAUAUCCAUCCAUCAUCAUCAUUCUAUCAUUCUAUUCUAUUAUUAUUAUUAUACGUGUUUGUGUUGUACAUAAAUGCAAAGAGAUCGUUUGGAGAAAAAAAAAUGUUUUAUUUUAUUUUUUUUAAUUGUUUCAAAUUUUUUUUUUGUUGAAAAUCAAUAUUUACAUAUUCCACAAAAACACAACUUUUAUAUGAGAAAAAAAAAGAAAUAAACAAAGAAAUGGCCGACUGUUUUGCUCAAUCAUCAAA